AGUAAACUACAAUUUACAUAUCCUGGUUUGAGGAAACGUUCAAAGACUUAAUUUAACAGUUGAAAGGAUUUACAGAAAGUGUUGUUUUCUUUACAAUAUUUUUUACAGAGCAUACCGGAGCAGGAUAUUGGCAGAAUGGCGGACAGUAUUAUGUCAAACGGGACACACAACAAAAAGGCGUUACUGUCAGACUCUCAGCUGUUUGAAGCAAAGUUCGACGAACUGGUGGCAGAGUUGAUCGAGCGAGAUCUAAAGGAUCCAGGUCUGGUUGAUGCUCUGAACAGACACAGAGAGGUUUUGGUCUACAAUGUUCCUGGGGGUAAGAAGAACAGAGGACUUUCUGUGAUUGGCUCCUUGAGGGAGCUUCUCCCACCCUCUCAGCUCACCCAGGAUGUGGUGCAAAGAGCUCUGGUGGUGGGCUGGUGCAUUGAGUUGCUUCAGGCGUUUUUCCUGGUGGCAGACGACAUCAUGGAUGCAUCUGUGACCCGCAGAGGGCAGCCAUGCUGGUUCAGGAAGGAGGGAGUUGGGCUAGAUGCCAUCAAUGAUUCGUUUUUCUUGGAAUCAGCACUCUACAGGCUACUUAGAAAAUAUUGCAGAGAUCAGCCCUACUAUGUCCAUUUGUUGGAAAUCUUCACAGAGACCACCUUUCAAACGGUGCUUGGGCAAACUCUGGAUCUUAUGACGGCUCCGCCUGGAGAUGUUGACCUCAGCAGGUUUAGCAUGGAAAAGUAUAAAACCAUAGUGAAAUACAAGACUGCGUAUUACUCGUUCUACCUCCCAGUGGCAGCAGCAAUGUACAUGGCAGGAAUUACUAAUGAAGUGGAGCACAAUCACGCCAAAGAAAUCUUACUUGAAAUGGGAGAGUUUUUCCAAAUACAGGAUGACUUUUUGGACUGUUUCGGUGACCCUGCAGUGACUGGAAAGAUUGGUACAGACAUCCAGGAUAACAAGUGCAGCUGGUUGGUAGUGAAAGCUCUGGAGGUCAUGUCUCCUGAGCAGAGAGCAGUUCUGGAGGCUUGUUACGGACGCAAAGAUGACGCCAGUGUGGAGAAGGUCAAAGCCCUCUACAAAUCUCUGCAAAUGCAAACCCUCUAUCACAAAUACGAAGAAGAGAGCUAUCAGCGGCUGCAGAAGCUCAUCGCUCGUUGCGCUGUCACCCUUCCCAGCACAGUUUUCCUAAAUUUUGCAAACAAGAUAUACAAAAGAAACAAGUGAUGGCUUGCUAGACUGUCCACAACGAGAGUCCAUUUGAAAUAUUGUAAGAUGUUGCAAAGCCACAGAGUCCUACAGGGGUGUGCAGUUUGAAUUGUCUGCUGAUUAUUGAAGCUGGUGUAUUGUUUAUAUCGACUGAUUGUACUUACCUGGGCUCAACAGGUAAAUGGUUUGAUUUGUUUACUAAAGCACUUGUUAAAAUGUAUCCUGGACAAAAAUAGGGUUUGUAAAAGUGUGUAAAUAAAUGCAUUCUUGUUAAUUAUUUAAGACCGUUUCAUUUUGCAUUGGCGUAAUAGGGUAUUUUCCGGUCUAGAUUUUACUCCUCCUAAUAAAUAAUUUAUGACAUUU
Molecule: messenger RNA, 1560 nt
Organism: Oryzias latipes (Japanese medaka)
Lineage: Eukaryota; Metazoa; Chordata; Actinopteri; Beloniformes; Adrianichthyidae
Gene: fdps
Product: farnesyl diphosphate synthase (farnesyl pyrophosphate synthetase, dimethylallyltranstransferase, geranyltranstransferase)
Biological process (GO): trans, trans-farnesyl diphosphate biosynthetic process
Cellular component (GO): cytoplasm
Molecular function (GO): dimethylallyltranstransferase activity; (2E,6E)-farnesyl diphosphate synthase activity
Source: RefSeq, a predicted model, not a curated record